GUAUUCGCUUUUACAUUUAUUUUAGCAUGCGCGUCCCUCCUGGUUGCUCGGCAACUGUACAGACGCUUUUCCACCCUUCCGGAAGUGCGUGGCUCUGAGGAAAUAUGGCGCACAGAGCAGUGCAUAUACCAGUUGUAUGCAUUGUUUCAAUCUAUUCGUUUACUGCGUUUUAUUUGUCGAUUUUCGUCGCUUUUGCAGCAUUUGAAACAGCAAACGCCGACAAUGUGUUCAGUGCAAGCCACACGGCUACCGUACCUAUCGGUGCCGCAAGGGAUCUACGGUACCUUUUGUAUGACGUGAACCCCCCGGAGGGUUUCAAUCUGCGGAGAGAUGUCUAUAUCCGCAUGGCCUCCCUGGUGAAGACUUUGAGGAAGGAGGGGGACGACUGGGUAUUGGUGCUGCCCCCGUGGGGUCGUCUCUACCACUGGCAGAGCUCCAACGUCCACCAGAUUCGCAUCCCGUGGGGGGAGUUCUUCAGCCUCACUAGCCUGCAGGCCAACGUGCCCGUCGUUGAGUAUGAGGAAUUCAUCGCUGAAAAUGGAGGCCCAUUUAUAGACCAGGUUCUGGUGCUGCAAAACUACGCUGAGGGAUGGACUGAUGGGAAAUGGGAGGAAAAAGUUGAUGAGCGGCCGUGCAUUGACAAGUUGAUGUACUCCAAAGAUAAACAGGGUUACUACAGGGGCUGGUUUUGGGGCUACGAGGAGACGAGAGCUCGAAACGUAACGUGUAUAUCAGCCCAAGGCCAUGCCUCCAUCAUGGCCCCGGUUCUUCAGAAAAACAUCACAGUGACAUCAGUUAUGCUUGACCGAGCAGAGACACUUCUCCAUGAUCACUAUGCUGGAAAGGAUUACUGGGAAACCCGCCGCAGCAUGGUUUUCGCCAAACACCUGAGACUCAUAGGCGACGACUUCAGAGACAAGUACCUGAACUCUACAGAUGACAGAGACCAAACCAUUUACAGUGAGGAUUGGACUCGCAUGAAAGCCAAGCUAGGAUCAGCUAAAGGUGGUCCAUAUCUGGGGGUCCACCUGCGCAGGAAAGACUUCAUCUGGGGUCACAGGGAGGAUGUACCAAGCCUUAAGGGGGCAGUGAAAAGAAUGCGCAGCUUGAUGAAGAAGCAUAAACUCGACAGUGUGUUUGUUGCGACAGAUGCAGAUGAGGAAGAAUUACGGGAGCUGAAAGGGUUGUUGCCAGACAUGUUGCGGUUUGAGCCGUCCAGGGAGAACCUGGAGCUCUUUAAAGAUGGAGGGGUGGCCAUCAUUGACCAGUGGAUAUGUGCCCAUGCAAGAUUCUUCAUAGGAACAUCGGUGUCCACCUUCUCUUUUCGGAUCCAUGAAGAGAGGGAGAUCUUGGGUUUUGACCCCAAAGCUACAUACAAUCGUUUCUGUGGGGACACUGAGAAAGAAUGUGAACAGCCCACACACUGGAAAAUAGUUUUUUGAUGUGACCAAUCCCUUUCCUGACACACGCAAGUGCCGAAAGCAGUGUUAAAAGUGACAUAUAUUUGUAUGGAAUAUACAACAUAUUUGAACUGUUUUAUGGUGUAUUUUUUACUUAGUUGUGCAAUCAGGUCUGUAGUGACCACUGUGACUGAACCGUAUGCUCAAAAGGCCAAGACCCGGCUGCCCAACAUGUAUUACUGUAAUGUUCAACAAGUAAAUCUGCAAAUAGUUUUUUUUGGGUUGUAUGUUGGUUGUGGAUCUUUCAUGACAGCCUGGUAUUUUACAAAAUGUUUUAUAUUUAUUUCCAGCACCACUGGUGAGAAAAGUGUCUUUAUAAUGACGGCAGCAAAAACGUUAUAUGGCAGAAUUCUCAUUUCGUGAGAUUCAAAGAUGUUGAGCAGCUAAACUUUAAAAGUGCUAAAUUUGAAAUUCAGAGCACUGUAUAGCAGCAAACAACAAUUUAUUAUUGCAAAGAUAUAGUGGAGUAAUGGCGUUCUGAGAAGGGAAUGAGGUCAAUAUAUUCCGAGCUUCUCUGUGCUUUGUUUAUGUAGCCGGUUCAGACUCACGUGCAUGUUAGUGCAUGUGAACCAGUGUGCCCACCGAUCUGCACUGUGCUCAUACAGUGGUUACCACUGAUAACACCGCACACACCCCCAGGUUAACGCUGUUGUCUCUGUCAGCACUGUUUCUGUUGUUUGCACGGUUCUUGCUGUUAGCCCCGUUAGCUUCUAGCCGCUGGCUGAGUUGUCGCCAUGUUGAUGGAUGUGUGGAGGAAAUCCUUCAAUCAUAGAUUUGCUCCGAAUUUGAAAUUUAGCACUUUUAUUAUUUUUUAUAUAUACAACUUGGUUUUUCAAAGAUAGCACAACAUAAGUAUGAAGGAGCAUUCUGAGAUCAGGACCAUAGUAUGACGACAAUGCAUCUUUAAUUCAAGGUACCCUGUGGAGUUUUCGUGUAAAAAAGUAAAGUCGUUUCCUGUGUUUCUUACCACAAGUGUAAGUGUGUAACUGUUCGGUCUAAAUAACUCGUGAAUGCAUUUCCCUUCAAUAUUUUCAUUCAUGUUUGCUAGCAUUCUUCUUCUUCUCUGUCUUUUUAAAGCACAUUAUUUAGUUUCUCAGCAAGUUAUUGUCGCUGACUGUCGAUCAGUGGAUUAGCGUAAGUGUGUUGCGUCACCUCACUCUAGUGCACUUGCAUGUGUGCCCUUGCGCCUUUGCAUACAAACACUAAUCAAUCAGUGCCACUAGUGGUAAAAUAAACUCCACCGGGGACUUUUUAAGAUAGAGAACCAGACAGAAAGCAGCUAACAAUUUGUUAAAAAGAGGUCCCUUAUGCUUGUGCUUCCACCAAUCAGUGUUUGUGUGAAAUAACGCUCCCCUUAUUUCAUAUGUGUAUGCAGUGCCAGUGUUAACAAUAGCUUCAUGUCAUUACAUUACAAUACUGCUGAUGUGGGAAAAGUAUCACCAUGAAUAACAAUAUCAUGGUGACCUUUGAUGGUGCUCAAUUCUUUCAGCCUCUUCUCUUUUUAUGUGACCAUAAUAGUGUUAUUGCUAAUGACACUACCAUUGAAGGGAUUUGAGAUGCCACGGAGGAGCCACUGGGUCUGGUCAACACUAGCCAGCCAUGACGCUGUUCUGAUACAACACGCUCUUUUUAUUUUUCCAUUCCUGAGGAUGCCCGCAUUUUGAUUCAAAUCUGUCUGGAAAGGGGCAUCGUCUCAGGACUUGCUUUGUACAGUAGUUGUGUAGUUUUGAUGUUGAAUAAAAAGGUUUUCACAGAACAGUUUAUACUUGGCAACAAAUUUGUGAACAUGAAAACAAAGUUAGUUUGCUGUUCUAUAUUUUUAUAUCUCUUGAUCUUAACCUGAUUAAAUAAACAUCUGAAGUUUAGAAAUGACGUGCAUACGAGGUUAUAUCUAUAGUCAUGUUUGUACUUACUCAGAAUCCAUGUACCACCAAAGAGCAUCUUUUUAAAAAUAGGAGAAAAUCGAAUAUGAGAUAAUUUAAAUACAUUCUGACUAUGUCUAUCCAUCUCAUUGAAAUAUUCACAGAAAAGUACAAUUCCCAGUAAUGGGAGUGUUAUUGAUCAUGUGUAGGCUAUACUCACUAAACAAGUACAAAAUAAAAGUGCUGCUUAAGGCAGUUUAAAUAU
Molecule: messenger RNA, 3587 nt
Organism: Anarrhichthys ocellatus (wolf-eel)
Lineage: Eukaryota; Metazoa; Chordata; Actinopteri; Perciformes; Anarhichadidae
Gene: pofut2
Product: protein O-fucosyltransferase 2
Exons: 9
Coding region: 105-1442 (445 amino acids)
Biological process (GO): protein O-linked glycosylation via fucose
Molecular function (GO): peptide-O-fucosyltransferase activity
Source: RefSeq, a predicted model, not a curated record